This is a messenger RNA of Rodentolepis nana, 2256 nucleotides long. Lineage: Eukaryota; Metazoa; Platyhelminthes; Cestoda; Cyclophyllidea; Hymenolepididae. The record is from the annotation of a GenBank genome assembly.
AUGGAGCCCACAAAGAAAGUGGAAGCACAAGCAUUAUUUGACUAUGAUCGACAACAUUUUGAUGAGUUAUCAUUCAAAACUGGAGAAAUAAUUAAAGUUUUGAAACAAAUUGAGGGAGGGUGGUGGCAUGGCGAGUUAAAUGGAACACAGGGCUGGUUCCCCAGCAAUUAUGUUCGGAAAUUAGUCUCUUCAUCUCGGUCAACUGACACCAGUCAUUUACUUAGCUUCCAGCAGGAGAUUGUUCAACACAUUCUUGAAGGAGAAUCAAAACAGAUAUCUGAUUUGAAUGCACUUAGUAAGCUUUUGCAACCAAUUGCUGAAACGUUAUCCAAGUUUCCAUUUUUGACCAGAAUAUCAGCAUUCUUAGACAAGGUGGCACAGAUCAUCCGACUUCAUGAAAAUAUAGUGAAAGUUCUCGAGAAGAUGAAACCACUUUCGAAUCCCAAGUUUGUUGGGAAGUUAUUCCUUGACUUCGCAGAAAGUAUGGACCAAUUAUCUGGGGAAUAUACUCGUUUAUGCUCUUACAUUGAAUUCGGUUUACAAGAUAAUGUAACCGCAAUUCCAGUAGCUGUUGGGCCAGCAGGUCAAGAAUUGUAUUCGGCGAAAACCAAGGCACUUUUUGCAUGUGUUUUCGAUCGACUCUCAAGAUAUUCUAUUCUUUUGAAGGAGACUGAACGGUACUACGAGGACCCACAUCCAGAUAGAGCAGCAAUCUGCAAGGCUGUGCAGGUCUAUUCAGAAAUUUUGGCGCGUAGCAACCUUCUACGAAGUCUACGAGAGGUGGAUAUUGAAGUCCUCUCAUCAGACAUUCGUGGUCUUCCUGAUCAGACUCGUCUUCAGAUCGGUGAUCCUACUCUGACUCUGAAAGCCAACAUUUGCGUUCUCGACGCGGAAAACCACUUCGUCAUCGACAACACCAAACCCCAGGCCACUAUCCUCCUCUAUUCCAACUUCCUCAUCGUCCUCUCACUUUCUGCACCUCGUGUCUAUCAGUUUAGGAUGCAUGUUCCAAUCUCAAACGUCGCGGUAAUUGCCUCACCACAGAAUGAAAAUGUCCUGAGCCUCAAAAUUAUCGGUGCUGGAGCGCAACCUGAAGAGCACAACCUACACCUCUGGUGCACUGGAGUGUGUACCCGCGAUCUCUUCUUCUCUACCAUCUCCGAAUUCAUCCGAAACUCCACGGUUAGUAUGAGCACUACCCUCGUUCGUUCCCCAUUCACAAAUGACGGCAACGCAGUACUUCGUCAACGCAGCGUGGGACGCACUCCAACGAACAACAAUAUUCCUCCUGAGCCAACUAUGCGCCGUCGAUCUGGCAGUUGCCGUUCAGCCGCAGGUGGGGGUGGCGGCAGUCACGACGACAGUUGUGCUCCAAACUGCGGAGCCAACCAUACAUUCGCCCUACGACCUUCCCAUUCGGGUCCCCUUUGCGGUCCUGAGGCAGGUGAGGAACUGGCUACAAUGCCAGGUGGUGAUAUUGAGCUUCAAGAACCCCCGAAAACCAAUACCAUGGCUGUCACUGACCUCACCAAUCUCCCUGGAUGCAGGUUUCUCCCUCAUGAAGCAAAGUCCAGGGCUCUUGUCAAGUGGCCUGAGGAUAUACUUACGCUAUCCAAACGCCAGGAGUCCUUACUUACCGAAAGCGCGUUUCAGCGCAUUCCCCUUUCUCCGAAUUUAACACAACAGCAAGGCGACGAGGUUCUUACUCAUCUUCGUUUGGAUCGAGCUCCACUGCAGACCUACGCCUCUCUCCUCUCUGGUGGAGGAGAUGCGAACUCUCGUUCCGGUAUUCGGACUCCGGCGGCUACAAAUCGGGGUCCGAGACCGGCUUCACCAGGUCGAUCAGGCGGAAUGGUUGGCGAAAGUGGCGGAAAAGGAGUUGCAGCCAAAGUCAUGCGUCGUAAACGAACCGAUCGUCAGAAGAGUGCUAUUAAUGUGGAUGAUAUUCUGCGCUCGACUGGACAUUUUCAGGAAAUCACUCAACGUAAUGAGAGAGACGCCAAAAUCCUCCAAAUCAUUGAACUCUACUGUGGCAGUGGCUUGCCACAGGGCGCUAUCAAACCACUUGACCUGACUCAAUUGCGUCUGAGCUGCACAGAGAUGAGGGUGAAAGAAAACUCCCUCCCACCUCCUUCAAAUAUCGGUGCUCCUGCUAACACAGUGCCCUCACGGACCUACGAGAACCUCGAGCACCAGUUAAUGCCCAUUCGUCCACCUCCUGUUAUUCUGCCCACCUCCGGCGCCAUGCGCAAAUAA